Molecule: messenger RNA, 2139 nt
Organism: Blepharisma stoltei
Lineage: Eukaryota; Ciliophora; Heterotrichea; Heterotrichida; Blepharismidae
Source: the annotation of a GenBank genome assembly
AUGUCAGAGGAAGAUCAAAAAGCAAGAAUUAAAAAUAGUUUUCUUCGAGCUCAUACUCAAGCAGUAAAAGGCUGUGGAAGAAAAUUUUGCCUUAAUCCACAUUGUGCUUCGUUCUCAGAAUAUAAAAGUUUAGACCCAAAUCAAGCUGCUGCCAAAAUAAUAAGUUUAUUGCAAAGCGCUCCUAAUGGUGAUAUAGAAGCUUCUUCUAAAUUUAUAUUAUGCCCAGAAAUAUCCCCUAAAACUUCAAUUGAAAAUGUGAAGGCUGCAAGCUCAGAUGAUAUCAGAAAUUUGUUCCAAGAUCUGAAGAUUUUUGGGCUUAAUUUUGUUUCUAAUGGACUUUUGGCUUCUAAAAGUGCCUCAAUAGACUGGGAUGAAUUAAAUAAUUUUUUUGGUUUUAUAUCAAAUCUCGUUCAGCAAGGAAUUUUAGCUGCUGAUUGGCUUUAUCAAGCAAUUAAACAUUAUCCUCAAGAUUCAUACAGUAAUCUCUAUAUUCCUAGGAUUACUUUGAUGCUGCUCUUUAUGCCAGAGCUCUCGGAAAUCGAAAAUUACAACAUUUUGGUAGAGCUAGCUAAAUUACUAUGCUCUUCUGAAGAAUUCCUAACCCAAUUUUCUUACUAUAUAGAUGAGCUUAAUCAAGAAAAACUCCAAAGUUUAUUAUGAAAUGUCAAACAAUUUUUAUUAAUAAAAAUUUUGGAUGGCUAUAAAGGAAAUAAAAGUCAAAUUUUAUAUGUGAUUAGGCUAACGGAGGCCCUCUACAACUCUAAUGAAAGGGUAAAAAGAGUAAAUUAUAGUGAAUUUUAUAAUGAUGCUGUUAAUAUAGAAGAAAAAAAUGAAGAAAACGAGCAGGAGUUUGAAGAGUGGAAAGAAGAGGAAGGAAAAAUCGACAUUAAGGAAGAGUAUGAAAUAUUUCUUAAUUUGAUUGAGCAAGGAUAUGAUAAAAAUGAUCCUAAUCUAUUUUCAUUUGCGUUUUAUCCGUGGGUUUUAGAUGCAAAUACAAAAUCAACGUUUUUGCAGUAUGAAAAUAAGUAUAAAAUGCUUAGAGAAAUACAUGACCCAAUAAAUCUAUUUCUGAUAGGCAUUUAUUCAAUACUUGAUGUAAGAAGAGAAAAUCUCAUCGAAGACACUCUUAAUCAGCUGCUAAGUGGAGCAAUAAAUCUCCGAAAGCCAAUAAAGGUAAGAUUUUUAGGUGAGGAGGGGAUAGAUGCAGGUGGAGUUAAAAAAGAAUUUUUCCAGCUGAUUGUUAAAAAGCUUUUUGACCCAAGUUUCAGCAUGUUUAACCUUUAUGAGCCUCAAAGAAUUUAUUGGUUUAACCCUGAUACAUUAGAGCAUAAACUUAAUUUUGAGCUGAUUGGGGUCAUCUUAGGUUUAGCGAUAUAUAAUGGCGUUAUCCUUGAUAUUCAAAUGCCAUUAGCUGUUUAUAAAAAAUUAUUAGGAAUUCCGACAACAAUUGAUGAUUUAAAAGAACUUGAUCCAGAACUUGUAAAGCAGUUUGAAUUAAUGCUAAAAACUGAAGAAAACGUUGAAGAGAUUUAUUGCCGCAACUUUACAUUAGAAACCAAAAUGUUCGAUCAAGUAAUUGUGCAUGAACUCAAAGAAAAUGGAUCAAAGAUCACUGUCACCAACGAAAAUCGACAAGAGUUCGUGGAUUUAUAUGUAGACUGAUGGCUUAACAAAGGAAUUUCAGAAAUAUUUGAAGCAUUUAAAUUAGGGUUCUUAAAAGUUUGUGAAGGUGAUGUUAUACAUUGGUUUAAGCCAAAAGAGCUUGAAUUAUUGAUUUGUGGCAAUCCUAUUCUUGAUUUCUACGAGCUUGAAAAAAUCGCGAAAUAUGAAGGUUUUACUAGAAAUUCAAAAACUGUAUAUUUUAUGUAGAUUGCCAUGUUUUGGGAAAUUGUCCACUCUUUCACUGAAGACGAAAAACGAAAAUUUUUAAAAUUCGUAACAGGAUCCGAUAGAGCCCCUAUCAAUGGGCUUGGAACAAUAGAAUUUGUGAUUGCGAAAAACGGAGAAGACUCAGACAGGCUGAUGACGGCACACACAUGUUUUAAUCAUUUACUAUUGCCUGAAUAUACUAAUAAAGAAACAAUGAAAAAGCUAGUCUUACUUGCUAUUGAGAAUUCAGAAGGAUUUGGUCUUAGAUAA